Messenger RNA from Anguilla rostrata (American eel), 1099 nucleotides. RefSeq names its product BRICK1 subunit of SCAR/WAVE actin nucleating complex (gene brk1). Gene Ontology annotation, cellular component: SCAR complex. Gene Ontology annotation, molecular function: protein-containing complex binding. The transcript is spliced from 3 exons. Gene Ontology annotation, biological process: actin filament organization; cell motility; regulation of actin polymerization or depolymerization. Bases 69 to 296 code for a protein of 75 amino acids. Lineage: Eukaryota; Metazoa; Chordata; Actinopteri; Anguilliformes; Anguillidae. The record is from RefSeq and is a predicted model, not a curated record.
GGAUAGAAAUGCGGUUGAAAUUAUUGCGAAAACAUAUCUGGCUCUGCUGUCCCUAAACUCGCGAGAAAAUGGCCGGCCAGGAAGACCCAGUGCAGAGGGAGAUUCACCAAGACUGGGCCAAUCGAGAAUAUAUCGAAGUUAUCACGAGCAGUAUCAAGAAAAUUGCUGAUUUUCUAAAUUCUUUUGAUAUGUCCUGCCGUUCACGCCUGGCGACUCUAAAUGAGAAAUUGACUGCGUUAGAAAGGAGAAUCGAGUACAUAGAGGCAAGGGUGACGAAAGGGGAGACGUUGACUUAAACCUCUGUGGAUUGUUGGGCUUGAUGUCACAGCUCUUCACAAAAUGACCACCAGACUCCGCUUUACGUUUCCGAGUUAACCUUUUAAAAACUGAUUUAAGAUUUUACAUUGUUAUAUUAUGUGUUUAUAUGGGACCACUGGAGUCUGUCCCUAUUAACUGUUUUGGUGUUUGACUGUUUUAAGACCCCAGGUCGUCUCGUGCAGAGCUGUGGCCUACACAGGUCUCAUAGAUGUUGCAUUUCAAAGACACACAGUUCUUGAUAAAUUCUUAAAUCACUGAAAAAUAUUUGUAUGUAUACAUUGUUUGCAAAAGAUUUUACUAGGCAAUUGCACAUUCUAUCCCUUGUUGAAGGCUAAUUCAUGUUACUUGGCCAUUAGUUUGACUGAUUGCAAAAUAAUGCUUGACAUUGCUGCCAAAAAAAUUCAAAGGCUGUGUCUCCUUUCCCUGCAUUCCUCUGUUCCACUGUCUGUAAAGGGAAUAUGUUUUGUCCCCAUCUUUUUGAGCAUGUGUGUACCAAAGAAGAAAAUGCUUCUAUGGGAUCAUGAAUUAAAAUUCUCUGUAUAGGACAGGCAAUAUCUAUUUUUCUUUUUUCCAGUGGUGUCUUAUGGUGGUGUGCGUGCUGACUAUUUUGUGCAAUGCAAGUUUACAGGACAGAGAACGGUGUUGCAAAGUGCCAAAUCCUCUCUCUUGCUGUGAUGGUUUUAUUUUUCUCAGAAAUAUUUUAUGUUCCUGUAUGUACAAUUGUAUGUAACAAUUGCUUUGUUUUAAAAAUUCAAUAAAUAUAGUAAAGUAUAUUUAAAAA